AUGAUUGUAAAUGUGUACAAGGAUUUACAAUCGAAGGCUCCAGAUAUGCCGUACAGGCAAAUUUCUGAGUAUAAAUCUACCGGGACUGUUGCAUCUCCUACCAAGACAUGGAAUAAGAUGUGUCUGCUCGACAAAAUUGACGAUUUGGAUAGGAAUACGCUACGUCAAAAGGUACACAGUUUUUGGUUAAAAAAGGAGUUGCCGACAAUCGACAAGAUUUUGGAAGCAGUGAAUGAUGAUCCGGCUCUUCCUAACUUCAAACGCACCACAUUGUACACUACUAUUAAAAAAUUGUACUUUGUCUUCACUAAAAGGAAGAGAUGUAGUGUGUUGAUGGAGAGGGAAGAUUUGCUUGUUUGGCGACAAAACUACUUAUAUGAUGUUAGCAAAUUUCGCGAAGAAGGUCGUACCGUUUAUUACCUGGAUGAAACCUGGGUAAAUACAGGCGAUUUUGUUGAUAAGUUAAGAUUUUUAGAAGGUGGACUGUUAUGUUUUUUGUCAAAGAAAAAUAGUAGCGAUUACCAUGACGAGACGAAUGGCGACAAUUUUCGUGAAUGGUUCGAGUCGAUAAUUCCACGUCUCGAACCAAAUUCGGUAAUUGUGAUGGACAAUGCCCCGUACCACUCGGUAAGGGCAGAAAAAAUACCAACGGCUACCUCAAAAAAGAACGAAAUUUUGUCAUAG
This is a messenger RNA of Macrosiphum euphorbiae (potato aphid), 684 nucleotides long. NCBI's taxonomy places the organism in Eukaryota, Metazoa, Arthropoda, Insecta, Hemiptera, Aphididae. The record is from the annotation of a GenBank genome assembly.